Globicephala melas (long-finned pilot whale) is the source of this 1227-nucleotide messenger RNA. RefSeq names its product proliferating cell nuclear antigen. Gene Ontology annotation, cellular component: PCNA complex. The record is from RefSeq and is a predicted model, not a curated record. NCBI's taxonomy places the organism in Eukaryota, Metazoa, Chordata, Mammalia, Artiodactyla, Delphinidae. Gene Ontology annotation, molecular function: DNA polymerase processivity factor activity; DNA binding. Gene Ontology annotation, biological process: leading strand elongation; mismatch repair; regulation of DNA replication.
UGGGCUUCCUCCGUCUCAACCGUUCGUGAGUUGUUUCCGUCGCUCGCUCUCAUCUUCUGAAGCCUAAGCCGGCUAUACCUUCCUCCUUUCUUCCGCCAGCAGCCGUGUCGUUGCGACUCCGCCACCAUGUUCGAGGCGCGCCUGGUCCAGGGCUCCAUCUUGAAGAAGGUGCUUGAGGCGCUUAAGGACCUCAUCAACGAGGCCUGCUGGGACAUCAGCUCGAGCGGCGUGAACCUGCAGAGCAUGGACUCGUCCCAUGUCUCUUUGGUGCAGCUCACCCUGCGCUCCGAGGGCUUCGACACGUACCGCUGCGACCGCAACUUGGCCAUGGGCGUGAACCUCACUAGCAUGUCCAAAAUACUGAAAUGUGCUGGCAAUGAAGACAUCAUUACACUUAGGGCUGAAGAUAAUGCGGACACCUUGGCACUUGUAUUUGAAGCUCCAAAUCAAGAAAAGGUUUCAGACUAUGAAAUGAAGUUAAUGGAUUUAGAUGUUGAACAACUUGGAAUUCCAGAACAAGAGUACAGCUGUGUAGUAAAGAUGCCUUCUGGUGAAUUUGCACGUAUAUGCCGAGAUCUCAGUCAUAUUGGAGAUGCUGUUGUAAUUUCUUGUGCAAAAGAUGGAGUGAAAUUUUCUGCAAGUGGAGAACUUGGAAAUGGAAAUAUUAAGUUGUCACAAACGAGUAAUGUUGAUAAAGAAGAGGAGGCUGUUACCAUAGACAUGAAUGAACCAGUUCAGCUAACUUUUGCACUGAGGUACCUGAACUUCUUUACAAAAGCCACUCCACUCUCUCCUACAGUAACACUCAGUAUGUCUGCAGAUGUACCCCUUGUCGUAGAGUAUAAAAUUGCUGAUAUGGGACAUUUAAAGUACUAUUUGGCUCCCAAGAUCGAGGAUGAAGAAGGAUCUUAGACAUUCUUAAAAUUCAAGGAAAUAAAACUAAGCUCUUUGAGAACUGCUUCUGAGAUGCUAGCACAUACUUAAGUCUGUUUUGUCUUUGUACCUCUGAGUACAUAUGUAGAUAUUGUUUUCUGUAAAUAACUUUUUCUUUUCUCCAUUCUCUACAGUUUGUUCAAAAAGUAAAGUCCAAAGUCAAAUCUGGUCUUGUUAACUGAGUAACAACUUUGCCUUACCUAGGAAUACUCCUUAUAAUUUUUAUAAACAAAAGGGUUUUGACUCUAAAUGCAGUUUUAAGUAUUGUUUUCAAUUUAAAUAAAAGUCAUUUGA